Prionailurus viverrinus (fishing cat) is the source of this 5526-nucleotide messenger RNA. RefSeq names its product transforming growth factor beta 3 (gene TGFB3). The record is from RefSeq and is a predicted model, not a curated record. Gene Ontology annotation, biological process: SMAD protein signal transduction; regulation of cell population proliferation; BMP signaling pathway. The coding region runs from base 1064 to 2302 and encodes 412 amino acids. The transcript is spliced from 7 exons. Gene Ontology annotation, molecular function: type II transforming growth factor beta receptor binding; type III transforming growth factor beta receptor binding; growth factor activity. Gene Ontology annotation, cellular component: extracellular region. Lineage: Eukaryota; Metazoa; Chordata; Mammalia; Carnivora; Felidae.
AGAGAGAGGGAGAAGGAGAGGGAGAAGCAGCAGGGAGAGGAAGGGAGGGAAGCAGAAAGCCAAGGCCAAGGGAAUGAGCAAGCAAGGGGAGAGAUAGGGGAAGAAGCCUGAGAAAGAAGGAAUAACAGCUUUCCGGAGCAGGCGUGCAGUGAACUGGCUUCUAUUUUCUCUUUCUUUGCCUUUUUAUUUUUUAAAGAGAAGCAGGGAACAGAAGCAAUGGCCGAGGGAGAAGACAAGCCGAGGUGCUGGUGACCCUGGGCGUCCAAGUGGAUUAUUGUUCCUGGGGCCUGUUCUCCCUGCCUUCCAAUUGCACAUACCCCCACUUCCCAGCCAAUGAAGAGGAGAGGCAGCGUGAACAAAGUCAUUUAGAAAGCCCCCGAGGAAGUGUAAACAAAAGAGAAAGCAUGAAUGGUGUGCCCGAGAGACAAGUGUGUCGGGCUGCCCCCACCUUGAGCUGGGCCAGCACGGCCCAGCCCUGCCUCUCCCCACCUACUCACUGGUGAUCUGACUUUUUUUUUUUUUUAAACAAUUUUUUUUUUCCUUUUCUUUUCCAUUCUCUUUUCUUACCCUCCUUCAGGGCAAGGCAAGGAUUUUGAUUUUGGGACCCAGCCACGGUCCUUCUGCUCCUUCUUUAAAAUACCCACUUUCUCCCCAUCGCCAAGCGGCAUUUGGCAAUAUCAGAUAUCCGCUCUAUUUAUUUUUACCUAAGGAAAAACUCCAGCUCCCUUCCCACUCCCAGCUGCCUCGCCACCCCUCCCAGCCCUCUGCUUGCCCUCCACCUGGCCUGCUGGGAGUCAGAGCCCAGCAGAACCUGUUUAGACACAUGGAGAAGAAACCCAGAGCUACAAGGCACACAGUCGGCUUCUUCGCGCUCAGGGUUGCCAGCGCUUCCUGGAAGUCCUGAAGCUCUCGCAGUGCAGUGAGUUCAUGCACCUUCUUGCCAAGCCUCAGUCUUCGGGAUCUAGGGAGGCCGCCUGGUUUUCCUCCCUCCUUCUGCACGACUGCUGGGGUCUCCUCCUCGCCAGGCCUCGCAGCCCCCCUGGCCUCUCUCCCCAGCUUGCGCAUGAAGAUGCACUUGCACAGGGCUCUGGUGGUCCUGGCCCUGCUGAACUUUGCCACGGUCAGCCUCUCUCUGUCCACUUGCACCACCUUGGACUUUGGCCACAUCAAGAAGAAGAGGGUGGAAGCCAUUAGGGGACAGAUCUUGAGCAAGCUCAGGCUCACCAGUCCCCCCGAGCCAUCGGUGAUGACCCACGUCCCCUACCAGGUCCUGGCCCUUUACAACAGCACCCGGGAGCUGCUGGAGGAGAUGCAGGGGGAGAGGGAGGACAGCUGCACUCAGGAAAACACCGAGUCGGAGUACUAUGCCAAAGAAAUCCAUAAAUUCGACAUGAUCCAGGGGCUGGCGGAGCACAAUGAGCUGGCCGUCUGCCCCAAAGGGAUCACCUCCAAGGUCUUCCGCUUCAACGUGUCCUCAGUGGAGAAAAAUGGAACCAACCUGUUCCGAGCGGAAUUCCGGGUCUUGCGGGUGCCCAACCCCAGCUCUAAGCGCAGUGAGCAGAGGAUCGAGCUCUUCCAGAUACUCCGGCCCGAUGAGCACAUCGCCAAACAGCGCUAUAUCGGUGGCAAAAAUCUGCCCACACGGGGCACCGCCGAAUGGCUGUCUUUCGACGUCACUGACACCGUGCGGGAAUGGCUCUUGCGAAGAGAGUCUAACUUAGGUCUGGAAAUCAGCAUUCACUGUCCGUGUCACACCUUUCAGCCCAAUGGAGACAUCUUGGAAAACAUUCAUGAGGUGAUGGAAAUCAAAUUCAAAGGUGUGGACAGCGAGGAUGAUCAUGGCCGUGGGGAUCUCGGGCGCCUCAAGAAGCAGAAGGACCACCACAACCCUCACCUCAUCCUCAUGAUGAUUCCCCCGCACCGGCUGGACAACCCGGGCCAGGGCGGGCAGAGGAAGAAGCGGGCCCUGGACACCAACUACUGCUUCCGCAAUUUGGAGGAGAACUGCUGUGUGCGCCCUCUCUACAUUGACUUCCGACAAGAUCUGGGCUGGAAAUGGGUCCACGAACCUAAGGGCUACUAUGCCAACUUCUGCUCAGGCCCCUGCCCCUACCUCCGCAGUGCGGACACAACCCACAGCACGGUGCUGGGACUGUACAACACCCUGAAUCCCGAAGCCUCUGCCUCACCUUGCUGUGUGCCCCAGGACUUGGAGCCCCUGACCAUCCUGUACUAUGUCGGGAGGACCCCCAAGGUGGAACAGCUCUCUAACAUGGUGGUCAAGUCCUGUAAGUGUAGCUGAGAGCCCGCCUGCGACAGAGAGAGAGGAAAGAGAACUGCCACUGCCUGACUGCCUGCUCCUCGGGACACACAAAAGCAACACUCCUCACCUAGAGGCCUGGAGCCCGCAACCUUCAGCUCCAGGCAAAUGGCUGAGACGGAAGUUCCCUUUUGGGACAUUUCUCCUUCUUGCUGGCUCUGAGAAUCACUGUGGUAAAGAAAGUGUGGGUUUGGUUAGGGGAAGGCCCAACGCUUCAGAAUACACAGAUUUUCUGUGACCUAGACAGACGUGGUGGGGACGGAGGAAGAGGGAUGGCGAGUCGGCACCUGACACAUGGUGUGGCAAUGGAUCUGGGAAACCCUAGGGAGGAGGAAGGGCAGAGAACGGCCGGGACAGGGCCAGGCUGGAAGACGCUUCUGAGGUCAGAUUGGCUCAUCGCUGCCCCACAUCCGCUCUAGGGAACCUGGAUCACUUUAGACAAGGCAAGCAUUUUCCUUCAGGCAGGUUACCUAGACAGCGUCCCAGAUUUGUAGCUCAUACUCCCUGGGAUUAAGGAUGAAUCUGCUUUUUGCAAAUGGUCCUCUCAACAUCAGUCAGCACCGAGGGUCAUUACAGGGAGAAAAUCCAGGUAAUGUCGUUCCCGGGCCAUCAACUGGAUUGGGCCGUAUGGACACGCCGAACUCAGAAGCGGAGGGUGGGAUGAACGCUCUCCUGCCCGCCCUCUGGGCCCCUCCUCUCGCCUUCUUCCUCGACCGUAUUUCCCCUUGGACAUCUGGCUAGACACCGUCCAGGUCAGGGUGCACGUAUCUGGAUUAUGGUCUGUGCAGUCUUGGGGCAUUAUGGGUUCCCCUCUAUCCCCCAAGACCCUGUGUUCAUCUGGUGUUCCUGGAAGCAGGUGCUAGAACGGGUGAGGCAUGCGGGGAAGCAGCAAAUGCGCCACACGACUUGGCCCCAGACACAUAGACUGAGGUAUAAAGACAAAUACAAAUAUUACUCUCAAAAUCUUCGUAUAAAUAAAUAUUUUUGGGGAAUCUUGGAUCAUUUCCAUCUUCUGGAAGAUUGUUUCUAGAACAGUAAAAAGCCUUUUCUAAGGAGGAAGUCUGACUGGAUGAAUAUCCUUAAUCACUCUUUUCUUAAUUCCCUGUUCAUAUCCACUAACUAGAGGGAACGGGAGCCCGGGGCAGGGAAUCUCGAGCACACGGCUUAGUGUGAGUCCCCUGGACACCGGUAAACUGCACUGCCUCUGCCAUCGGAGGGAGAAGACUCAACUGUUAUUGGUGUUCCUUCCUUUCCUUCUCGUGAAGUAGUUUGCUCUCAGACACACACAGAGGCAGUGGCAGCGGCUCAGACGGGCAGAAAGUGUAAGUGUGGGCCAAAAUCACUUGGGGUGAGCCCUUGUACGUGGAAGUGUGUUGGUUUGUACAUUCACUAUCCAUGAAGAAUAUCAUUUUUGAAAAUCUGAUCUCACCUGCCACAUCAGUGGAGAAUGAGAGAAACUGUCUGGCAAAUGGCCUAAGAAGACGAGGCUAAUUCUGUUAUCAGGUUAAGCUCGCCAGGAAACCCUUUACAGACAGAGGGCCUCUUGUCAAUGAUUUAGGGAUGGGAGAGGGCAGGGAAAGAACAAUCCCACAGUUCUGUUUCGAGGUCCCAGAUCCCAGAGCAAUGCAGAAUUCCACUGGGGCGUUGACGUCCACCUGAAGCAACCAUCUGCAAUGAGUGAGGAACCACCUAGCAGCUCCCCAAAAACAUGUUCCUCUAUUGAAAUCACCGUGCCAUUGGUGAAAAAGUCUCUCUGAAGCUAAAAUUUGCAGGUCGAAGGGUCUGUGUGGUAUGUGUGUGUGUGUGAAGAUGUAUCUUGCUCCUUCUGGAGUUCUCCCGGAUUGAACUCCUGACUUUGGUCACUAAGUCUUUCUUUCUCGCUUUGUCCAUGCUCAACCAAUCCUAAGAGCUUCUCUAAGGCUUUGUCCCCUGCGGUCUUGAUCCCGUUGUACUUUGGGGGCUGUGUCCCUGCCCUAAAUUCAUGGCUCCUGGGAUUGUGGUCCAUCCUACCCAGGGAAGCUAGUGGGCCUAGAGAGGGGCCAGCCCUGUGGCCAUGGGCCAUUGCUAUCCCAAGCUUCAGAGUCUACUCACUCGUGGCAGCUGUUCUCAAGUUUCAGUGGGCAGGAGAAGCACCCAAGGGUUUACUAAAAAUGUGCAACUUCAGGCUGCAGCUCUGGAGGUGUCUUUAGGCCUGGGGGAAGGUCCAGGCUGCCUAGAAGCUCCCUUUUGAGCAGCUUAUACCUGACAUCAUUGGUCCUUACUUAAGGCUUAAGGAAGAAAGGAGUACUCUUUCUGACCCUGGAAUAAACCUUCCUUCUUAUCCAACCUCAUAGGACAUCACUAAAAUGUUGGCCUGUGGCUCAUCCUAAUGAACCGAGGCAAUGAGAUAUGUUUCUUGAAGUAUCCCAAAGAAAACAGAACACACUGUGAUUCCAAAUGUUCUUUUUAUAUUAGGGCUCUAUUCUUAUCUUUACCAGCAGAUACAAAUAUGGACGGGGGUCUGAAGUCCAGUCUCUGCAUUCCACAUGCCACUUAUAGGCACUGCAGAAACUUGAACCAUUGUAGGUCUUAAAAAAAAUACACGCUUGUUUUGGGGGAAGGGAGGUAGGGACACGUGGAAAUGACACGGUUGUUGGAGGUGGCGGGGCGGAUCGUAUGAUCUGUUUUGUUUGUUACCAAGACUUGGACUUGUCACGAGAAGUCCAGUACAGGAGAGGUGACGUGAAAAGUACUUGGUUAAAUGAAGGAGAGAUCUGGAGUCCGGUCUCACACCGGAUAAGCAAGUGGUGAGUGCAGUAAGAGAUCAGGUUGAGGACUCAAUUCUGACGGUUACCUAGGGCAAUUCCAAGUGGUCUAGUAGGUCUCAAAGGUUUUUUGGUUUUUGGUUUUUAAACCGGGCUCAUACCCUCUUAUCCUCUCCCACAAGAUCCAUAUGCUGAGUCUCCCCAAACAUCUCAUUUCCUGGUUCUACACAUCACUUAGGGAAUCAUGAAGGAACUCCGAUUUGUCUCCCGUUAACCAAUUCACAACCAAAUUAGCAAACGGUUAAGAUGGACCUCAAGCUACUAACCAGAAAUCCCAUGAAUACGUUCUCUCUUCUCCCGCAAAGUGACGGUCUUCAUCCCUCACACGCAAACAAGACGCUUCAAUGUGCUCAAACCUGUUUUCGUUCGCUAAGAAGUCAAUAAAGUCCCUUUUCUCUCUUC